GGCAAGCGAGUUGCCAUCGCCAAUCGGUAUUGUAGCCGUAGUCGUGGGUUGGUUAGAGCACGCAGUCGUCAGUGGCGUCUAGCUGCUGCAUGCAAGCGUGAGCGAUAACUUACACUGCAGAUAAAUAAAUAAUCGAGUUUGUUUCGAAUAAACUAAAAUGUCAACUUCGUUUUUAAUAUAGUGGUGACAGAUAAAAUUUUCCACAAUGAGGACCCGCAUCCUCCGUUGUCGGCCAUUUUCCACCCGCAUCCUGCUGCUCAUCCUCUUCGUGCUGGCUUUUGGGGUCUACUGCUACUUCUACAAUGCAUCACCCCCCAACUUCACCAAGCCAAGACUUACCAUACCAGGACCCAGUGGUUUAGACUUGCGUCUGAAAUCACCGCAUACUCACUACCCAGGACAAGACGAGGUGGCCCCGGAUCAAUGCCCAGUACUGAAGGAAAGCGUUGCAGACAUCGACACCGUGUCUAUUUACCCGACUUUUGAGUUUCAGCCGAGCUGGUUGCGUACUAAGGAGUUUUGGGACAAGUCUUUUGAGGAUCGCUACGAGAGGAUUCAUAAUGAUUCUAACCGACCUAGGCUGAAGGUGAUCGUGGUACCCCACUCCCAUAACGAUCCUGGCUGGCUGAAGACCUUCGAGCAAUACUUCGAAUGGAAGACCAAGAACAUCAUAAACAACAUCGUGAACAAACUGGAACAGUACCCCAACAUGACCUUCAUUUGGACCGAGAUUUCCUUCCUCAACGCCUGGUGGGAAAGAUCGCACCCUGUCAAGCAAAAGGCAUUAAAGAAAUUGAUCAAGGAAGGUCGGCUUGAGAUCACCACGGGCGGCUGGGUGAUGCCUGACGAAGCGUGCACACAUAUCUAUGCUUUAAUCGACCAGUUCAUUGAAGGCCAUCACUGGGUGAAAACGAACCUCGGCGUCAUCCCUAAGACAGGUUGGUCAAUCGAUCCCUUCGGCCACGGCCCGACUGUUCCGUAUCUGCUAGAUAAAAGCGGCCUCGAAGGAACCAUUAUUCAGCGAAUCCAUUAUGCGUGGAAACAAUGGCUCGCCGAGCGACAGAUCGAGGAGUUCUACUGGCUGGCAGGCUGGGCGACUACUAAGCCUUCUAUGAUCGUACACAAUCAACCGUUCGACAUCUACUCGAUCAAAAGCACUUGCGGCCCGCAUCCCUCGAUCUGCCUCAGCUUCGACUUCCGCAAGAUCCCCGGCGAGUACUCCGAGUACACUGCUAAGCAUGAGGAUAUUACCGAGCACAACCUGCACAGCAAGUCCAAGACCCUGGUAGAGGAGUACGACCGCAUCGGAUCCCUGACCCCACACGUGGUGCUGGUACCUCUCGGAGACGACUUCCGAUACGAAUACAAAGUGGAGUUCGAUGCCCAAUACAUCAACUACAUGAAGAUGUUCAACUACAUCAACGCUCAUAAGGAAACCUUCAACGCUGAGGUGCAGUUCGGAACACUGGAUUACUUCAACGCCAUGAAGGAGAGGCACCACAAUAUCCCCAGUCUGAAGGGCGACUUCUUUGUCUAUUCCGACAUCUUCAGCGAGGGCAAACCGGCUUACUGGUCUGGAUACUACACCACGCGACCUUACCUCAAGAUCCUUGCUCGCCAAUUCGAACAUCAACUGCGAACUGCUGAGAUCUUAUUCACUCUCGUGUCCAACUACAUCAAGCAAGUAGGCAUCCAGGGUUUUGGAGCUUCCGAGAAGAAGCUGGAGAAGUCGUAUGAGCAACUGAUUUACGCGCGCCGCAAUCUGGGUCUGUUCCAACACCACGACGCUAUCACUGGCACAUCGAAGGCUAGCGUGAUGCAAGACUACGGAACCAAGCUGUUCACGAGCCUGUACCACUGCAUCCGUCUGCAGGAGGCCGCGCUUACCACCAUAAUGAUCCCCGACCGCUCCCUGCACUCCCAGAGCAUCCUGCAAAGCGAAGUUGAAUGGGAGACUUACGGCAAACCGGCUAAGAAACUGCAAGUGUCGUUUAUUGACAAGAAGAAGAUCGUACUGUUCAACCCUCUGGCCGAAACCCGCACUGAAGUGAUCACUGUUCGCUCGAACACGUCUAACAUCCGAGUGUACGACACGCACAAGAAGCGUCACGUGAUGUACCAGAUUACUCCCAGCAUCGACGUGCAUGACAACGGCAAGCGCGUGGUCAGCGACACCAACUUCGACGUGAUGUUCGUGGCCACCAUCCAGCCCGCCUCCGUCACAUACAGCCUGCAGGAACACACCAACACCUCCCACCACUGCGUCAUCUUCUGCAACAACUGCGAAGACUCACAGAAGUCCAACGUGUUCUCCAUUAAGAAAAUGAUGCCGGGAGACAUACAGCUCGAAAAUGCGGUACUGAAACUCCUCGUCAAUAGGAACACAGGGUUCUUGAGACAGGUCUACAGGAAGGAUAUCAGGAAGAGGACUGUCGUGGAUGUGCAGUUUGGAGCGUACCAGAGCGCGAGACAUUCGGGAGCUUAUUUAUUCAUGCCAGAUUAUGAUUCUCCCGAAAGUGUACUGCAUCCUUAUACCAAUGGCAACAACAACAUGCAAGAUGAUAAUUUGAUCAUAGUUUCCGGCCCGAUCUCUACUGAAAUUACAACUAUGUAUUUGCCCUUCUUGGUUCAUACCGUGCGAAUUUAUAACAUCCACGACCCGGUGCUCUCGCGCGCUAUCCUUAUUGAGAACGAAGUCGAUUUUGAGAGCCCUCAAAAUAGAGAAACUGAGCUGUUCAUGAGAAUUCAGACUGAUAUACAAAACGGGGAUAUUCCUGAAUUUUACACCGACCAAAACGGAUUCCAAUCAAAGAGGGUGAAAGUGAACAAAUUGGGCAUCGAAGCGAAUUACUAUCCGAUUACGACUAUGGCGUGGCUGCAGGAUGAAGAGACCAGAUUAACUUUGCUAACGAACCACGCUCAGGGCGCUUCGGCCUACGAACCCGGACGCUUAGAGGUGAUGCUCGACCGUCGCACGCUUUAUGAUGAUUUCAGAGGCAUUGGCGAAGGAGUUGUCGACAAUAAACCAACUACUUUUGAAAAUUGGAUUUUGAUCGAAUCAAUGCCCGGAGUCACGCGAACUAAGAGGGAUACUAGCGAGCAAGGAUUUAAAUUUGUUAACGAGCGUCGUUUUGGUCCCGAUCAAAAGGAAAGCCCUUACCAAGUGCCGUCCCAGAUGGCAGACUAUCUGAGCAGGAGCUUCAACUACCCGGUGAACGUAUAUCUGUUGGACACAAGCGAAGUCGGCGAAAUCGAGGUGAAGGCUUACCAGUCGUUCCUGUCGAACUGGCCCGCCGGCAUACUGCUGACCCUGCGCACCAUUACUGACGAUGUGCUCGAACUGUUCCCCAGCUCUGAAAGCUACAUGGUACUGCACCGAUCCGGAUACACCUGCGCUGUCGGACAGAAGCCGACCAAGAAGACACCCAAAUUCUCGUCCAAAACCAGAUUCAACGGCGUCACCAUCCAGAACAUAACGGCAGUGAGCCUGACCGGCCUCAACCUACCGCCCCUGACCGGGCUCAGCGACAUACACCUCGAGGCUAUGGACGUCAAGACAUACAAGAUCAGGUUUUAAAGACUGUUUUAUUAGUAGGUAUAGGUGUACACUAUUCGAAUUUUAUAAUAAUUUACAAUCAUUAUUGUGAACUUGCCAGCUAUUACUGCUUCGGCAAAUCUCUUAAGAUAUUGUAGUGGAAAAACUAGGAAGAUGAAAUUUUAAUGGUACUCUAUUAGGUAAUAGUUGCAUUUUAUCUGACCGUCUAGUAAUAAACUCGUUGUAGAAUAUUUUUCGGUUUACGUUAUGCACUCACUAAGUCAAUGGUAAUUUGCCCUGUUUGAUCUUCAUAUUAUAUUAUAAAAUAAUUUAUUGUCCACCCGAUGGCUAUUUAAGUUUAACGGAAAUUUCGACUACGAGAUAAAUCUACCUCAGGACCAAAUGUUAUAACCUGUUCAUCUAUUGAUUCUAUUACAAAUGAUUCAUUAUUAUACUAGUACAAUUAAUUAUAGUCUAUUUGAAUCUCCUAUUACACUUUUACUCUAUCUUUGAUUUAUUCUUCGCUCGAUUACGUUACUUGAUAUUGUAAAGUUAGUUAGCUGUGUUCGGUUGUGGACGGAUGUUUGUUCAUAAUAACUUCUUACAUUCAUAAUAGGUUGCUGUGAUACCGUUCAUGACAAAGCGAAAUGUAUUUGUUUAACAUUUUAGUUACCGAACAUUUGGGAUUAAUUCUUUUGUAAAAAUAAUUUUGUUAUUUAAAUCAUACGACUAAUACGAAGACGAGCGCGCUUGCUCAACGCAAUGUUUGUUUAAUAUCAAAAUUGUCAUUAUUUUCAUUUCGUAACACAUCACCACAAAGGCUUUUAGGUUGUGUUUCUUAUUUUUUGAAAUGAUUUAAGUAUUUUUAAGUUUGAAAGUGAUAUUUGAGUUACAUUUAAUAUAGUAAGUUAUAAUUUAAUCCGUAUGCUAGGCAUGAGUUUAAGUAAAGGGAGGGUGUUCGUCUACAUAUUUCUAUUUACUUCACCCUUGCCUUAGUUAUAUGCCUUAUUGAUAAAAAAUAUGCAGUUCUAAAAGAACAAAUAAGUAAACAUAAUAGGAACUUAAUAAACUUUGGAUACAUUUUAAGAUCUGUAUAGGAUUUAUUUAAUAAGGCUUAUCUCGUUUAUUGCAUUUGAUGGACCAAACAUUAUGUUUCUUUAGUUGUAACGUCUUAGCUUGUUCGCGACUAGUUAAUUGAAUCUCGCCUUUCCACUGUUCAUAUGUUUGUAUAUAAUUGACGUCAAACUCUUUAUUUUAAGAUUAUACUAUUUUUUAUUUAUAUUUUGACAAAGCCACCAUUAAUUAAGACUUAAUUGUUAAUAUUUUUAUUAUUUAUGGCUUGUUGUAACUUUUAAUUAAUUCCUCCAUGUUACAAAAGGUGGUUUAGCUAGUCUUAGAUUCAUAAGUAUUUAUUUGAUUCGUGGCAUGAAAAAUAAACUUUGAAGAAGACUAUGUUGAACCUCUUUUUGCAAUAAUCGGAUGUGUUUUAGAGUCCCGUAUCCCUAAUUUUAUUUUUUGUAUACUAUAAUAUGACAUAAUGUAACACGUAUACAACCGAUAUCAAUUUUUAAAUAAAUAAUAUUAAUGUGAUAAGGAAUAAUUUGAAAUCAUUACCAUCGAUACUGUUUAGUCAAUGAAAUUUAGAUCUUAAUAAGUAAAAAUGUUAAUCAAUACUAAUAAUAAUUAAAUGUAAGCAAACAUUAUUUAAUUCAUGGAUUCGGUGUCUGAUCAGUAGGACCGUAAUGUUUCGUUGUAUAAUUUGGUUGUACUUGAAGUAAUUUAAUCAUAGAAAUAAUCUACUAAAAUUGUGUGUACAAUUUUUGUCUGGAAACUUGUAGUUGAUGAAAUAAAACAAUAAAGUAUACAAGAA
Molecule: messenger RNA, 5405 nt
Organism: Helicoverpa armigera (cotton bollworm)
Lineage: Eukaryota; Metazoa; Arthropoda; Insecta; Lepidoptera; Noctuidae
Gene: alpha-Man-IIb
Product: alpha-mannosidase 2
Biological process (GO): mannose metabolic process; protein deglycosylation; N-glycan processing
Cellular component (GO): Golgi membrane
Molecular function (GO): alpha-mannosidase activity; carbohydrate binding
Source: RefSeq, a predicted model, not a curated record